AUGCAGCGGCCGGGGAUACCGCCGGGCAGGGCGGGAGGCAGCGCUCCGUCCCGCAAAGCCCCGUCUCCUGCAAAGAGAAACGGGACGGAGGGACCCGCGCACGGUGCCCACGGCAGCCCGCAUCCCGGGGGGGCCGCCCCGACGGCCCGGGCACCGCGGCACGGGGAGAGCAGAGGGGGAAAGAAUGCAGCGUCUCCUCCUGAGCACUUUGUCCUUAUUAGCAAAGAGGGGGUCAACGUCAGCAAUCCUGCAGCCCCCAGCCUCGGCUUUGACUCUGGGGGAAACUUCACCCGGAGCCAAGAACUGCACCAAGUACCGGGGAGCAAGGGCACCUCUAUCACACGCACCACCACCAGCACCGCAGCACCGCGCACCCCAGGACAUGGCACCUCCAGGGCAGCAGCGGUGGGACCAGGGGUGGCCCCCGAGCUGGGUGUGCAGGAGGCAGCAGGCAUCGGCACACACCGGGUCCUGGCCAUGGACAUCACGCUGGCACCCAGAGACCCCCAGGCACCUGGGCAGUUUGGGCAUCCGGUGGCAGUCCCUGAUGACAAACAAGAAGAAGCCAAAAGUCGAUGGAAGGAAGGAAACUUUAAUGUCUUCCUCAGCGAUUUGAUCCCAGUGGACCGAGCCAUAGCAGACACCAGGCCUGCUGGGUGCUUGGAGCAGCAGGUUCACGACGACCUGCCGACCACCACCAUCAUCAUGUGCUUCGUGGAUGAGGUGUGGUCCACACUGCUGCGCUCGGUGCACAGCGUGCUCAGCCGCUCCCCCCCACAUCUGCUCCAGGAGCUCAUCUUGGUGGAUGACUUCAGCACAAAAGACUACCUCAAGGAGAAGCUGGAUGCAUACAUGUCGCAGUUCCCAAAGGUGAAAGUCCUGCACCUCAGAGAAAGGCACGGUCUCAUUCGGGCCCGGCUGGCGGGCGCACAGAUGGCCACAGGCACCGUGCUGACCUUCCUGGACUCACAUGUGGAGUGCAAUGUGGGCUGGCUGGAGCCACUGCUGGAGCGUGUCCGCCUGCACCGUGCCAGGGUGGCCUGUCCUGUCAUCGAGGUGAUCAGCGACAAGGACAUGAGCUACAUGACUGUGGAUAACUUUCAGCGUGGGAUUUUUACUUGGCCGAUGAAUUUUGGAUGGAAGCAGAUUCCACAAGAAGUCAUUGAGAAAAACAAACUCAAGGAAACUGAUAUAAUAAGGUGCCCAGUAAUGGCAGGGGGCUUGUUCUCCGUUGAAAAGAAGUACUUCUUUGAGCUGGGAACGUAUGACUCAGGACUGGAUGUCUGGGGAGGUGAAAACAUGGAGCUUUCGUUCAAGGUCUGGAUGUGCGGAGGAGAAAUUGAGAUCGUCCCGUGCUCCAGAGUCGGGCACAUCUUCAGGAACGACAACCCCUACUCGUUCCCGAAGGAUCGGGUGAGAACCGUGGAGAGGAACCUGGCGCGCGUGGCUGAGGUCUGGCUGGACGGCUACAAGGAGCUGUUCUAUGGCCAUGCGUACCACCUGCUGCAGCGGCGCGCGGAGCUGGGCGACCUGAGCCAGCAAAAGGCGCUGCGGGAGCGGCUGCGGUGCCGCAGCUUCCGCUGGUACCUGGAGAACGUGUACCCAGACCUGGCGGCUCCCCUGGUGAAGGCCGGCGGGCUGCUUGUGAACGUAGCCACGGCGCGCUGCAUCGCCGCACAGAACACCUCUCUGGCUCUGCAGGCGUGUGAUGUUAACAACAAGGCGCAGCACUUCAACUACACGUGGCUGCGGCUGCUGCGGCACGGAGAGCUGUGCGUGGUGCCCAUGGGUGCUGCGCCGGGACUGCGGCCGUGUGGGGGCUGGGAGAGCGACCUGGCCUGGAGGCACAGCUCCAUGGCAGCGCGCCCUGAGCUGGCUGAGCACCUUGUGGUGCAGCACCAGCAUCCACCUACCUGCCUGCUGGUGCACCCGGUGCUGCUGGCCCUGAGGCUGGGCGCAUGCAGUGCCACCAACCGCUACCAGCAGUGGAGGUUUGGCAACUACCACGUGGCAUGAUGGAGCACUGGGCCACUGCAAGACAUCCAGCAGCAGUGACAGAGCUGGGAGUUCUUUCCAAGCCGGAAUUGAACCAGCCCAGAGGGAACUCGGAGUACCCUGUGUAGCACAGCUGGCUUAAGGACAUUGGAAAUGCGGUUUUCCUUCAACUGUGAGGCAAAAACCCACAUCGUUUUCUGUGUUAUUAAAUGGAAAUAUUUUCUGAAGUCCUCUGUCCUCUCAUAAGCUGACCUUCUGUAAGAUCCCCAGAAGCAGCACGUGCUGACAGGAAUACCUCUGGGCUCCCUGCUCUGCGUGCAGCCAGCAGGGCGCUGUGGGGUGGCUUCGACACUGCAGCUGCACAUUGCUGUCCAGCAUUUACAGGCUGCUGCAGACCAGCUCACACUUCUCCUCUGAGUUCAAGAGGCACAGCAUAAUGUUACCCUUCACGUUGAGGAUCAGUGCUGACAGCACUUGACAGCCUGCGUCUGCCAAACCAUUGACUGCCCUAACAGAUUUCCACAAUUGGCUCCUGCUCCAUAUGUCUUCCUGAUUUUAUCUCCCCCCUUUGGUGCUGCUCGCCUGCAGUCACUAUCAGAAAAAUUGCACAGAUGUUGUUUGUGCAGUCAUGUUGUAUCAGGAGCAUGAAUUUCAUUAAAUGCUGUUUGCUGACAUUCAAUCAUUUGUCACUGAACAGU
Meleagris gallopavo (turkey) is the source of this 2693-nucleotide messenger RNA. It is a transcript of the gene GALNT5, whose product is annotated as polypeptide N-acetylgalactosaminyltransferase 5. Gene Ontology annotation, molecular function: polypeptide N-acetylgalactosaminyltransferase activity. The record is from RefSeq and is a predicted model, not a curated record. Gene Ontology annotation, cellular component: Golgi apparatus. Lineage: Eukaryota; Metazoa; Chordata; Aves; Galliformes; Phasianidae. Gene Ontology annotation, biological process: protein O-linked glycosylation.